AAGAAGGAAGCAUAUCAAAUUACUAAAGUUACAAAUUAUCUCUUAGGGGUUUUUCCCUUCGAGACCAGCAACUAGCUUGCGCCUGACUGACCUUCGUAUACAUAUUUUAGCAAAACAAGCCGCAUCUAGGGCACUGAAGAUUGUUCGAGAAAGCUUUCCAGCAACAGCAGGUCAAGGUACAUAGCACAGCCCGUCAUGUCUGCUCAGAUGAACACUGAUUUAUUCAUGCUGAUUAGCAUCUGUACUGUUUAUAUGUUUCCAGUGCAAGUGGCAUGUAACAGAAGCUGCAGAUGGAAUCAGCUGACUAUCUUGCGUCCCAAGGGAGCCGUAUGCUUUCCUUGUCCAGAAUGUCCCGAGGGUCAAGGCAUGGUCCCGCAGUGUGGCUCGCGUAUAACUGCUGACGUCACAGUGGAGUGUGUGGAAUGUAAACUUGGCAAAUCGUACUCGGAUAAGCAAGAUAUCUCCUCGUGUAAGCCGUGCACCAUCUGUGAUCCUAACGAAGAAACGAUCAGCCCAUGUACUGCCACGAAGAAUGCGGUUUGUGGAGAAUGCAAUGCUGGCUUCUAUAGAGCUACAACUGGAGAUUGCAAACCUUGCAUGAGAUGUUGUGCUGAUAGUAAGGACGAAGAUAUAGAGAAACAGUGCAAAGCACAGACCAACCUCCCAGCAAACCAAAUAUGUCGAUACGAUGUUGACACCAUCAAAUGCGCGCCUACAGCAUACAGGACAACUGCGCCUGCUGUGUUGGUAUCCACGGCACCUGUAAUGUCACAAGACAUGAUGGCUGCCCGCACUAAAGAGGGAAAGAGUGGUAGCACCCUGUUGUUCAUUUUGUUUGCAAGCUGUCUUGCUUUCUUUGUGUGUCUUUUACUUGCAGUGAUGUUGGCUUUUUAUUACAAAAAGAAAAUACUAGCCUCGCUUUGGUGCUCCGGACGUAUAGACGGUGUGAUUAUAACUCCAACACAAGCGGAUUGCAAUCAGCCUUUGACCACCAAGGUUGUGUUUGGGAAUGAAAAAGCGUGUGAAUGAACUUACGAUUUCCCAUACCCAUUAACUUUCCUCGCCAAGUACACUUGAAGGAAUGAGAUAACCUCCUGGCAUUAUACCUUUACGACUCUUCAGUGUACCAAGUUGAGUUAAAGUUCCACUCAUACAGUUUAGACUGCUGAUAUUCUUCGUGGUCAGUUAUAUUCACUAUGAGGACGCUUCACACGUUAAAAAAAA
Pocillopora damicornis (cauliflower coral) is the source of this 1224-nucleotide messenger RNA. RefSeq lists its product as uncharacterized. Gene Ontology annotation, molecular function: signaling receptor activity; protein binding. NCBI's taxonomy places the organism in Eukaryota, Metazoa, Cnidaria, Anthozoa, Scleractinia, Pocilloporidae. Gene Ontology annotation, biological process: positive regulation of canonical NF-kappaB signal transduction; positive regulation of JNK cascade. The record is from RefSeq and is a predicted model, not a curated record.